AUGGAGAGCCCAUUCCAAGAUAUUCUCAACACAAAUACUGUGCCAUCCGACGAGCAAUGCACCCACAUUCGCGUCUUCCUCGAACCUCGGUACCUCAAGCUUGCCGAGCUCAACGCUGAAAUAGACAAAAUCCGGGGCCUACUCUAUGCCGCUACUCAGGCGCGAAACGCGCUGGAGGAUUUCAUUGCAUCGCAUACGGCACUCAUUUCGCCCAUGCGAAGGAUUCCGGACGACGUGCUUCAACUCAUCUUUCUCGCAACCCUGCCAGAACAUCGCAACACGGCUUUGGACCCCAGCGAGGGACCGCUGCUGCUUGCCAGCGUCUGUCGUUAUUGGCGGGCACUUGCAUUGAGUACCCCACAGUUAUGGUCGAAGAUCCACCUCAUCGUACCCAAUGCUACUGAAAGCUCGGACGGCACAUUGGGAGGACUUUCGAGUGCUGCAGUGUCCGAAUUACAACGCUGGCUUGCUCGAGGAGGAGCUGUCCCCUUGGAUAUCCAGACCGAGCGAUCCAAUGAACGUGUCUACUUUGCGUAUCCAUACGACACUCCGCCACUUCCGGUUCACGUUUCAACCUCCCCAUACCUAGCCGCGCUCCUCUCCGUCGCCCAUCGAUGGCGGAAUAUUCGCUUAUUAAACGACCUCCCUGCUGCGGAUACACAGGCACUUGUUGAGCUUACUGUCAACGAUGUGCCGCAGCUGGAGCAUAUCGAAUUCACUGACGAUCCCAGUGGCAUAUUUGGAGAAAACGGCAGUCUACCUUUACUCGCGACACCCAGUCUUAGAUCACUCACAUUCCAUGGUAUCUCUGCAGGCAUCCCUCGCGCAUUUCGGAUUCAGUGGCAGAAUAUCGUGGAGCUACAUUUGGUCCUCGAUCGCCCAGUUCAUGAAGACACCCAAUCUUUCUCUCCUCUCGCCUUCCUUUCGCAGUGGACUGCGCUGGAACGGCUAUCUCUGGUCAUCGGCAGCGCACCGUUUGAUCCGCCAGAGGCAUUCGAAAACACUGUGCUUCCACGUCUGAACGCACUAAUUUUGUCGGCCACAUCCCGCUGGCAAGAUUUCGGCAGUCCUAACUCAGUUAUCUUCGCGAAUAUGCGCCUUCUACGUCUUCCCCUUCUUCACACACUCGACAUCACUACUGGUAUCGACGAUGACACGACGACAGCACUUCUAGGGGCCAUGGGACAUAUAAAACACCUCGCGAUGUCUGUUCAGGGCUGCACAUCUGAUGGAGUUGUGGCUCACCUGAGGAUGGUGCCACUGCUUGAGCGCCUGCGGCUCGGAGGAGAACCUGCGCUCGAUAACUCUAUUGACUACUCCUACGAGCAACGUCGCGACGGGGCUUUCCUAACCCAUCUCAUUGCGGAUCGGAAUUCGGGCGCUCUUUGCCCAUUUUUACAUCACCUCGAACUCACUUCUGUGAACGCACUGCCCGACGAGCUCCUCCUGCGUUUCGUCCAGUCGCGCACGCUCCCCCUCGUGGAAGCAUGCCCCGGUGUCGUGCAGCUGACUGCAUGCAUUGCUUAUUUUAACCGAGAACAGGUGCUCGACAUCCGCACCGAGCUCGCUGACGUCGUUUUGCGCCAACUUCGACUUGACUUGUCGUAUCUGAUUCCUGUGGGCCCGCCACAACAUCUCAAAUAUUCUCCGCUUCAAGGCACCGAGCGCGACACAGACGCCAUUUGGCGCGCCCCGCAACCCCCCGGCGGGCGGUUCAAGGCCUUCGCGCCGAGUAGAUACCAGCUUGAAAAUGUCUAA
Mycena indigotica is the source of this 1758-nucleotide messenger RNA. RefSeq names its product F-box domain-containing protein. Gene Ontology annotation, molecular function: protein binding. Bases 1 to 1758 code for a protein of 585 amino acids. The record is from RefSeq and is a predicted model, not a curated record. Lineage: Eukaryota; Fungi; Basidiomycota; Agaricomycetes; Agaricales; Mycenaceae. The transcript has a single exon.